CGUCUUAGGGAGGGGGCGCUGCUGUGGAACCUCGUGGCCUGGCUUUGUACCAGAAUUCCAAUGGCUCUUGUGAAUGGACGACUGGGGUUGUUCCUAACCCACUUUAGCAGAGCAGUCAACCAGCGACAUUUCAGCCUCACUGGAGCAUGUGGUGCAAUACAGAAGCUGACUCGUGUACGAGUGGUAGACAACAGUGCCUUGGGGAACACUCCGUACCACCGGCCACCCAAGUGCAUCCAUGUGUAUAACAAGACUGGAGUUGGUAAAGUAGGGGAUACGAUUCUCUUGGCUAUCAAAGGAGAAAAGAAAAAGGCUUUAAUUGUAGGGCACAAGAUGCCUGGUCCUCGUAUGAGUCCUAGAUUUGAUUCCAACAACGUGGUGCUCAUUGAAGACAACGGAAACCCAACGGGGACUAGAAUAAAAAUCCCCAUUCCCUCUACCUUGCGGCAGCAAGGUGGAGAGUACUCCAAAGUGUUGGCCAUUGCCAGCAAUUUUGUGUGAACAGCAACCUCUCAGUCUGUCUUGCCAUACAACCUUUCAAGCUGUAACCAUUCUUUGCAUCUUUUCUAAGUUAAAAACUGUAUUGAAAAACUGAGGUUCAUCAGGAGUCUUCUCUUCUGCUUAAGAUUUUAAACUGUUUAAUUCUUUAAUUGCUUUGGUAAAAAUAUCUAUGUACAAGGUUGUAAUGCCAUUACAAUGUACACCUAUUUUGGACACCCAUUUUGCUACAUUAAAAUGGAAAUGUUAAAA
This is a messenger RNA of Alligator sinensis (Chinese alligator), 750 nucleotides long. RefSeq names its product mitochondrial ribosomal protein L14 (gene MRPL14). Gene Ontology annotation, biological process: translation. The transcript has 3 exons. The record is from RefSeq and is a predicted model, not a curated record. The coding region runs from base 61 to 501 and encodes 146 amino acids. Lineage: Eukaryota; Metazoa; Chordata; Crocodylia; Alligatoridae. Gene Ontology annotation, cellular component: mitochondrion; ribosome. Gene Ontology annotation, molecular function: structural constituent of ribosome.